UAUUUUUGUUGUGUUCUAAAUUGCCAUAAACGAUGCCAUAAUAACGGACCGUUUAAAAAUUGAAUGUAAAGCUGUCAACAACCAAAAUUUGACAGGCAGAAAUAUUGAUGGCUCUUCACAAAUGUUUACAAACAAACGAUAUUUGCCGUCCUCGCGUAGAAAUGGCCAGUUUUGUGCGUGUAAUUGAUAAAAUUUGUAGACUCUGCUUAUCGGAAAAUGAAGCAAUUCUACUGCCAACAUCACAGGUCAUCGAUUCAACACUGACCGUCGAUGAUAUUGAGCGAUGUACCGGCGUACGGGUGGAAGAGGAACACGUAACGUACGUGAUUUGUGAACCGUGCCACAAAAAGCUGCAAAAAUUUACCGCCUACCGUUACUUCUGCUUAAGCAAUGACGAGCGCUUCCGGGAACUGUUUUCAGCGCUGUGCGCAAGUGAGCGAGAUUCGGAGGCUAAACUACCCAGCGCGACGUUCGAACACAGCUACUUCCGAAUGGACGAUGACAGUGAGUACGUAAUUACCUACGCCAAACCCACGGAUGAUGGUUAUGAAGAAGCAAUCGAGGCGUUUGGGCUCGAUGAACAUCGAGAGCCGGAAGAGCAUGUUGAAAUACUCGAACCAACGGAGCAGCAGAUCAGCGACGAGGGAUGGAACUGGUGGUCCGCCACUACACCACCAUUACCGUCUGAAGCCGAACUUUCCACAGAGGAGCUGGAAGAGAUUAAGCCUCCGGAGAAACCAAAGAAACCACGGAAACCGUACGUGCGACGGGCGACGGUAGGUAAGGAGCAGGAUAGUUCGGUGAAAAAACCACGGGUGUAUAAGAAGCGACCAAAUCGAAACAAGCUGCCCAAGAAGCUGUGCACGGUGUGUGGUAAGUUUGUGGCCAACUUGAACCAUCACCUCCUAUCGCACACUAACGAGCGAAGGUUCGCCUGCACAUACUGUCCGGGGACGUUCAGUCGCAGCUCGUUAUUGAAGGUGCACGUAGAAGCGGUACAUCUGAAGAAGACGGCCAAGACCUGCGAGCUGUGCGAUAGGAGCUUUACGCACAAAUCCAGCUACACGAUCCACAUGCGAGCUGCACAUAAUAUUGGCGAUUGGUACGAAUGCAAGCUUUGCGAUCUGAAAUUUCGCCAUCCGGGAAGCUUGCGGGACCACAACAAUCGCAAGCACAAUGUGGCGAGCAACUGCGAAUGCACAAUCUGCGGCAUGAUGUUUGAGGAUAGCUACGGAUUGAAGAAACAUGGCCGAGUGCACUCGAACGAGCAACCGUUUGCGUGUCGCUACUGUCCGAAGCGUUUCAAGAGCCCGAACGCGCACCGGGCACACGAGCUGAUCCACCAGGGUGUCGUGUUCACGUGUGAGUACUGUAAGAAAACCUAUCGGUACAAAUCGCUGCUCAAUAUGCAUGUGAAAAAAGAGCACAAGAAGCAGGUGGCCGAAAGCGAAACAAAAAAUGAUUAGAUUCAUUUAGGCAGAAAAGAGCAGGAAGAAACGACACAAGCAGGGAAAGAGUGGUAAAGGGACGCAGCUACACCCUGUUAAAUGUCCUCUGCGGCUAGUAGCUUUCAAAGGAGGUUAUGAUAAAACGCAUCAGCUAAUUAUUGAACGGUGGAAAUAGAAUGCAUGUGAUAUUUCUAAUUCAAGGCUUCAGUGCUAUAUCACUUUCCCGAUGUCUCCAUCAGCAGGAAUGCAAAACCACGCGCCAAUUCUUCCGCCAUAUUAGACCAAGACCAUGAGAGUAAUUUUAAUAGGAUAACUAAUAAGGAGAUUUGAAUAAAAAUAUCGCCUACAUAAAG
This is a messenger RNA of Anopheles coluzzii, 1801 nucleotides long. RefSeq names its product zinc finger protein 668-like. The record is from RefSeq and is a predicted model, not a curated record. Lineage: Eukaryota; Metazoa; Arthropoda; Insecta; Diptera; Culicidae. The coding region runs from base 108 to 1466 and encodes 452 amino acids. Gene Ontology annotation, cellular component: nucleus. Gene Ontology annotation, molecular function: zinc ion binding. The transcript is spliced from 4 exons.